This is a messenger RNA of Aspergillus luchuensis, 4620 nucleotides long. Its product is annotated as pleiotropic drug resistance family ABC transporter. Gene Ontology annotation, molecular function: ABC-type transporter activity; ATP binding; ATP hydrolysis activity. The transcript is spliced from 4 exons. Gene Ontology annotation, cellular component: membrane. The record is from RefSeq and is a predicted model, not a curated record. Gene Ontology annotation, biological process: transmembrane transport. Lineage: Eukaryota; Fungi; Ascomycota; Eurotiomycetes; Eurotiales; Aspergillaceae. Bases 1 to 4620 code for a protein of 1539 amino acids.
AUGUCGCUUCUAGGCACUAUAAAUCCUAAUUUUAAUCCCGGCCGUUCGGUGGAAUCCCACGGCGGCCAUGAGAACGAGAAUGAAGGCGCUCAAGCCGAGAGAGCUGCUGCCGUGAACGAAGGAACUGAGCACUUGGUUCGCGAGGAGCACACAGUGUACACGACCCAUCAUGAAGAGCGUCACACAAGUCUCUCCCCAGAAUCUGGCAGAUCCGAGAAGAAGGGAACUGCCUGGGGUAUGGACGGAAGCACCUUGAGCACUGCUGAAACCGCCAUGGAGAAACGCGAUUACAGCAGCGAAGACGCCGAUGAAGAUGAAGAGGAAAAAGCUGCCGAAGAGGAGGUCACUCGACUUGCACAGCAAUUGACUCGUCAAUCGACACGGUUUUCUGUCAGCAACAACGCGGAGAACUCGUUUCUGGAGGUGAAGGACGACUCCACGCUGAACCCGCACAGCCCCAACUUCAAGGCAAGGCACUGGAUGAAGAAUUUGUUGGCGCUUUCGUCUCGCGAUCCGGAACGCUAUCCCAAGCGUGAGGCGGGUGUCUCCUUCCAGAACCUCAGUAUCCAUGGUUUCGGUAGUCCUACAGAUUACCAAAAGGAUGUUUUCAACUCCGUGUUGCAGGUUGGUGCCCUUAUGCGCAAGCUGACGGGUACUGGGAAGCAGAAGAUCCAGAUCCUCCGCGACUUCGAUGGUCUUGUCAGGAGUGGUGAAAUGCUGGUGGUCCUCGGUCGUCCUGGUAGUGGAUGCUCUACCUUCUUGAAGACCCUUGCGGGUGAGAUGAACGGUAUCUACAUGGACAAGCAGUCUGAAUUGAAUUACCAGGGUAUCUCGGCCAAGCAGAUGCGGAAGCAGUUCAAGGGCGAAGCUAUCUAUACCGCGGAAACCGAUGUCCACUUUCCUCAACUGACUGUCGGCGACACCCUCAAAUUUGCUGCCCUUUCUCGCUGCCCACGGAACCGUUUCCCCGGAGUCUCGAAGGAGCAGUAUGCUACUCAUAUGCGUGAUGCUGUGAUGGCUAUGCUUGGUCUUUCGCAUACCAUCAACACCCGUGUCGGUAACGAUUUCGUCCGUGGUGUGAGUGGUGGUGAGCGCAAGCGUGUCAGUAUCGCUGAAGCUACUCUUUGUGGAAGCCCUCUACAGUGCUGGGAUAACAGUACUCGUGGUUUGGAUAGUGCGAACGCACUCGAAUUCUGCAAGACUUUGAAUCUGAUGACCAAGUACGCUGGUGCCACAGUGGCUGUGGCCAUUUACCAAGCCUCCCAGAGUGCUUAUGAUGUCUUCGACAAGGUGACUGUGUUGUAUGAGGGCAGACAGAUCUACUUCGGUCCUACCGAUGAAGCCAAGGAAUUCUUCACCAACAUGGGAUUCGAAUGCCCUGAGCGUCAGACCACCGCUGAUUUCCUGACCUCCCUGACCAGCCCUGCUGAGCGCAUUGUGAAGCCGGGUUACGAAGGCAAGGUUCCACGCACCCCUGACGAGUUUGCCGCCGCCUGGAAGAGCAGUGAGGCCUACAGUAGGCUGAAGAGACAAAUUGCUGAGUACAAUCAAGAAUUUGCAAUUGGUGGAGAGUCGCUUGGCAAGUUUAUUGAAUCUCGCAAGGCCAUGCAAUCGAAGAACCAGCGCGUCAAGUCUCCCUACACCAUUUCUCUUUACGAACAGGUCAAGCUCUGCUUGAUUCGAGGAUUCCAGCGACUACAAGGUGAUGCCAGUUUGACCAUCUCCCAGUUGGUCGGAAACUUCAUCAUGGCCUUGAUCAUUGGAAGUGUCUUCUACAAUUUGCAACCGGUGACCUCUAGUUUCUAUUCCCGUGGUGCUCUUCUCUUCUUCGCCGUCUUGCUCAACGCCUUCUCCAGUGCUCUUGAGAUCUUGACCCUGUAUGCUCAACGUCCGAUUGUCGAAAAACAAGCCCGCUACGCCAUGUAUCACCCAUUCGCCGAAGCCAUCGCAUCAAUGCUUUGUGACAUGCCUUACAAAGUUGGAAAUGCCAUCAUCUUCAACAUUACUCUAUAUUUCAUGACUGGUCUUCGUCGCGAACCAGGCGCAUUCUUCGUCUUCCUGUUGUUUUCCUUCGUGACGACCUUGACCAUGUCCAUGCUUUUCCGAACUAUCGCUGCCUCUUCUCGCACUCUUUCCCAGGCUCUGGUGCCCGCUGCCAUCCUCAUCUUGGGUCUGGUCAUCUACACUGGAUUCACCAUUCCUACGAGAUACAUGCUUGGCUGGUCGAGAUGGAUGAACUACAUCAACCCCAUUGCCUACGGAUUCGAGAGCUUGAUGGUUAACGAAUUUCAUCAUCGCCAAUUCCUUUGCUCUGAAUCGGAGCUGAUUCCAAAUUACUCGGGUGCUUCGAUCGAGUACCAGAUCUGUUCCACGGUUGGCGCUGUUGCUGGAUCCAAGUACGUCCAGGGUGAUGACUACCUUCACAAGAGUUUCCAGUACUAUGACAGCCACAAGUGGAGGAACUUGGGUAUCAUGUUCGCCUUCAUGAUCUUCUUCAUGACUACCUAUCUGCUUGCCACCGAGUUCAUCUCGGAAGCCAAGUCCAAGGGUGAAGUGUUGCUGUUCCGCCGUGGUCAAGCUCCACCUUCGCUCGACGAUGUUGAAACGGCCCAUCACGUCGCCGCAGACGAGAAGACUGAUGGGUCUAAUGGCCAGUCGAGCGCUGCUAUUCAGAGGCAAGAGGCCAUUUUCCACUGGCAGGACGUGUGCUACGACAUCAAGAUCAAGGGCGAGCCCCGGCGCAUUUUGGACCAUGUUGAUGGCUGGGUCAAGCCUGGAACCUGUACUGCUCUUAUGGGUGUUUCUGGUGCUGGUAAAACUACUCUUCUGGACGUGCUCGCAACCCGUGUGACAAUGGGUGUUGUAACUGGUGAGAUGUUGGUUGACGGUCGCCCUCGGGAUCAAUCCUUCCAGCGCAAGACUGGUUAUGUUCAGCAACAAGAUCUUCAUCUUCACACUACCACCGUCCGGGAGGCUCUGCGCUUCAGCGCCAUUCUCCGUCAACCCGCCCAUGUCAGUCGUCAAGAAAAGCUCGAUUACGUUGAAGAAGUCAUCAAGUUGCUUGGUAUGGAAGCAUAUGCCGAUGCUGUUGUCGGUGUUCCUGGUGAAGGUCUGAACGUCGAGCAGCGCAAGCGUCUUACUAUCGGUGUUGAAUUGGCAGCGAAGCCGCAACUACUUUUGUUCCUUGAUGAGCCCACAUCCGGUCUUGACAGUCAAACCUCCUGGUCCAUUCUCGAUCUCAUCGAUACCCUGACCAAGCAUGGUCAGGCCAUCCUGUGCACGAUCCACCAGCCCUCCGCCAUGCUCUUCCAGCGUUUCGAUCGCUUGUUGUUCCUCGCUAAGGGUGGUAAGACCGUUUACUUUGGCGAAAUCGGUGACAAGUCGUCGACUCUUGCUAGCUACUUCGAACGGAAUGGUGCUCCCAAACUGCCUACUGAAGCCAACCCAGCUGAAUGGAUGCUUGAGGUCAUUGGUGCUGCUCCUGGAUCGCAUAGUGGUAUUGACUGGCCCGCUGUCUGGCGCGAAAGCCCCGAACGUCAGGGGGUACUUGAUCACCUUGCUGAGCUGAAGUCUACUCUCUCGCAAAAGCCGGUCGAUACUAGCAAGCAGGACCCUGGCGAGCUCAACGAAUUCGCUGCACCCUUCUCUGUUCAAUUGUGGGAGUGUUUGACUCGUGUUUUCUCGCAGUACUGGAGAACUCCUGUCUACAUCUACUCGAAGAUCGCGCUUUGCGUCCUGACAUCGCUCUACAUCGGUUUCUCCUUCUUCAAGGCGAAGAACAGUGCUCAGGGUCUCCAGAACCAGAUGUUCAGUAUUUUCAUGCUGAUGACCAUCUUUGGUAACCUUGUUCAGCAAAUUCUUCCCAACUUCUGUACCCAGCGUUCGCUAUACGAGGCUCGUGAGAGACCCUCUAAGGCCUACUCGUGGAAGGCUUUCAUGGCCGCUAACAUCAUCGUCGAGCUUCCAUGGAACGCGCUCAUGAGUGUCAUUAUCUUUGUAUGCUGGUACUACCCCAUUGGUCUGUACCAGAAUGCUGAGCCCACCAACGCCGUCCACGAGCGUGGAGCUUUGAUGUUCCUGCUGAUCCUGUCCUUCCUCCUGUUCACCUCCACAUUCGCGCAUAUGAUCAUUGCUGGUAUUGAACUCGCUGAAACCGGUGGUAACAUUGCCAACUUGCUCUUCUCCCUGUGCCUGAUCUUCUGUGGUGUCCUUGCCACACCUUCCCAGCUCCCAGGCUUCUGGAUCUUCAUGUACCGUGUCUCGCCAUUCACGUACCUGGUAUCAGGCAUGUUAGCUACCGGUGUGUCAGGCACGACUGCUACCUGCGAAGCUGUUGAAUACCUUCACUUCAGCCCUCCUCCUGACACCACCUGCCAGAGCUACAUGUCCAACUAUAUCAGCAGCUACGGCGGCUACCUCGAGAACCCGAAUGCCACCUCCGACUGUUCCUUCUGUACGAUCUCCAGCACAGACACCUAUCUGGCCCAAGUGAACAGCUAUUUCAGCGACGCAUGGCGCAAUUUCGGCCUGAUGUGGGUCUACAUUGCGUUCAACAUCUUCGCUGCCGUGUUCAUUUACUGGCUCGCUCGUGUGCCCAAGGGCCAGCGGACCAAGGCAUAA